AGAUAACGUUUACUUAAAAUUUAGAUUCAGCUUAAAUUUUGUACUGUGUGUAUGUCAUUUCACUAACGAAAAUUACGUUAGUUCAAAAUAUUUUAUAUUUAACAUCUGAAGCAUUUACAAUAUUCCAAAACUUAAGAUGAGUUCAUUGGAUAUUUCAAAAGCAGGAAAUGCUUUGUGGCUUGUUAAAGUACCCAAAUAUAUUGCGGAUAAAUGGGAUAGUGCACCUAAUAGUUUAGAAGUAGGUAAAAUCAAGGUGACAAAUACACCAGGCAAAAGGCCUGAUAUUUCACUUAAUUUGUCUGAAGCGGUAUUAUGCUUGGAAAACGACAAAAAUACUGAGCCCAUUCCUAAAUCAUUCAAAUUAGAUGUGUCACAUUUCACUGGCCAAACAAUGGGUGUGUUAUCUGAACACAGAGUGCCAUACAAUCCAGAUGCAGUUGUGCAAGAAACCGAUAAAUUAGCUAUUCAAGGAAAAAUAAGUCAGAAACUAGAAUGUCGGCCAAUUAGUGAUCAGGUCUAUAUGGAUUUAAAAAAACAAGCCAUAAGGAAAGCACAUAUUCCUGCUAGAAAAGUUCAAAAAUUAGACAAAGUGGUACAAAACUUUAAACCAAUAUCAGAUCACAAACAUAAUAUUGAAUAUAAUGAAAAGAAGAAGUCGGAAGGCAAAAAGGCACGUGACGAUAAGGAUGCCGUCAUGGCUAUGCUAUUCAAAGCCUUUGAGAAACAUCAAUAUUACAACAUCAAAGAUUUGGUGACAUUGACUAAACAACCAGUGGUAUAUUUAAAAGAAAUCUUAAAAGAAGUUUGUAAUUAUAAUCUCAAACAUCCCCAUAAAAAUAUGUGGGAGUUGAAACCUGAAUAUAGACAUUAUAAAGAUCAAGAUGACAUGGAGACAAAUUAAUGUAUUCUUAUUUAAUAUUAUUAUUUUUGAAUUUAAAUUUAUAUCUUACUAUUAAAUUA
This is a messenger RNA of Sipha flava (yellow sugarcane aphid), 960 nucleotides long. RefSeq names its product general transcription factor IIF subunit 2 (gene TfIIFbeta). Gene Ontology annotation, cellular component: transcription factor TFIIF complex. Bases 137 to 901 code for a protein of 254 amino acids. The transcript is spliced from 3 exons. Gene Ontology annotation, biological process: transcription by RNA polymerase II; transcription initiation at RNA polymerase II promoter. The record is from RefSeq and is a predicted model, not a curated record. NCBI's taxonomy places the organism in Eukaryota, Metazoa, Arthropoda, Insecta, Hemiptera, Aphididae.